AUGACAAUCACGGCAGAUUCGCUUUUCGACGAGGUGGGAGCGAGCUAUGAAGCUGCCUUUGCAGACAAUGGCCCCCUUUGUGCAUUCAUUCAUCAGGCCAGCAAGAAGCUACCCCCAAACAGUCGGGUUCUGGAUGUGGGAUGCGGCACCGGCAAGCCCGUCGCGGAGAUCCUGGUAACUGCAGGUCAUGAGGUGCACGGGAUUGACAUCUCCCCAGGGAUGGUGAAGACAGCUGCGUCACAAGUCCGAGGUCAGUUUGAAGUGGCGAAUAUGAACACAUUUCAGCCUUGCCAAUUGUAUGAUGGGGUAUUUGCGAUCCUGUCGCUGUUCCAGCUCACUCCCGGAGAACUGUACUCCAUGAUCUUCAGAUUCGCCGAGUGGCUCAACGUGGGUGGGCACUUGGCCCUCGCCGUGACGCCCAGCACCGGGCUGUUGCCGGAAAAAUGCACCUACGAUCCCACAUGGGAUUGUGUGUGGAUGAUCGGAAAGUACUGGAUGGGCAAUCACACUAACGAGGUGUUCCGUUCGGAGGAUGCAUGGGCUCGCCUGCUGCAAGCGGCCGGGUUGGUGCUCGAGAUUAAGCCUGUCGAUCAUCUUUUCUGCCCGGCGGGUCACGAGAAUUAUACGAGCCCUGAGGUGCAGCUAUUUCUGCUCGCAAGGAAGGUGGAGCCGCAGGCUUUGCUGGGCCCGUAUCCAAUUCCAAUUGUCGAAACGCCUACAGACUGUGUCGACAAUCUGAAUAUCCUCACAGAUCGCUUCGUGAGCAAGGAACUCAAGAGUCUGUCCAAUAAGAUGGCAGUCAAUGGGAGGAAGGUGCUUGUUCUCGGGCAAGGAGACAAUUGGAGUCAGUAUGUAGGCCGUGGAGAAUUGCAGUUCCUGCCUAAGACCACCGAUAACCUCCCAUUUGCAUCCGACGCUUUCGAUGUCAUCUUUGCGCCCUGGACGCUCGAUAAACUUCCAAGCCUCAAUAGGGCCAUCAAGGAGAUGGUUCGGGUGGCACGUCGGAAGGGCUCACAGCUUGUCAUCCUUCAAGGAGCCCCAGGGAAUGAGGCAGUGAUGCACCUGAACGCGGCCGCACGCUCACCACAAAUCCGCCACCAAGGCCAGAUCCUGCAAGAAGCGGCGCAUGAGCUGACGGAACAGGGAUUUGGCUUAAUUUCUCUGGAGCGUGUUCGCGCACAUUACGAGUUCCCCGAAGAGGACUUGCCCACCCGAUGCUCGGUGGCUGCAGAAUGCUUGGCUGGGAUGACACAUCGACAGCAUCCGAAUUACAAGGUCAUCAAGCACGUCCUGACUGCGCGAAUGAAGCUUCAUUUCCAAGGUAGCGCACAUGCAGUGGGGAUGGACAUGGUUGCGCUGGUUGCGAGGUCGAGCGAUGCGGAGAAUUGUCGCUCGAAUUGAAGAACAGUAUAUCGGAUGGAAAGUAGGCUGAAUAUAUACUCAUGGUUCCGAGAGAUCUUAUCGUAUCUUAAGUUAACCCAAUGUUCAAAAUA
Messenger RNA from Aspergillus japonicus CBS 114.51, 1493 nucleotides. RefSeq lists its product as uncharacterized. The record is from RefSeq and is a predicted model, not a curated record. NCBI's taxonomy places the organism in Eukaryota, Fungi, Ascomycota, Eurotiomycetes, Eurotiales, Aspergillaceae. The transcript has a single exon. Gene Ontology annotation, molecular function: S-adenosylmethionine-dependent methyltransferase activity. Bases 1 to 1401 code for a protein of 466 amino acids.